CACAGUUUCGUUUACAGGCAUCUGAUGUUGUUUGGGUAGCUGGGCUACUUUUUUCCCUUUAAGUGGACCUUUGUGAUUAAAAAAAAGAAUAAAUCUUGUUGUUAGAUUGUCUCCAGGGCAGAAAUGGCCAGAGAACAGCGGCCUCACUGGGCCGAUAUUCUGAAGAGGAGGUUAGCAAACUCCAAAAGAGACGAGAAGAGCGAAGAGGAAAAGAAAGCAGAAGAAACGGAGCUGUUCUCCAAGUAUUACAGCGAGUGGAAGGGCGGAAGCGACAGCGGAAACUCCUACAGGACCAUCCCAAGGUUCUACUACAGGCUACCAGCAGAAGAUGAAGUAUUGCUUCAGAAACUAAGAGAGGAAUCCAGAGCGGUCUUCCUCCAGAGGAAGAGCAGAGAGCUGCUCGAUAACGAGGAACUGCAGAAUUUGUGGUUUCUGCUCGAUAAGCACCAGGUGCCUCCACUGAGCGGAGAGGAGGCCAUGAUUAACUACGAAGCCUACCUGCAGGUGGGGGAAAAGGCCGGGACCAAGUGCAAAAAAUUCUUCACAGCCAGAGUUUAUGCCAAGCUGCUGCACAAUGACCCUUACGGCCGGAUCUCCAUCAUGCAGUUCUUCAACUACGUCAUGAGGAAAGUGUGGCUGCAUCAGACCCGGAUAGGCCUAAGUCUGUAUGAUGUGGCAGGACAGGGAUACCUCAGAGAGUCUGAUCUGGAGAACUACAUCCUGGAGCUGAUCCCCACUCUACCUCAGCUGGACGGCUUGGAGAAGUCCUUCUACUCUUUCUACGUUUGCACCGCUGUCCGCAAGUUCUUUUUCUUCCUCGACCCCCUCCGAACAGGAAAGAUUAAAAUCCAAGACAUCUUGGCCUGCAGUUUUCUGGAUGACUUGUUGGAGCUGAGAGAUGAGGAGUUGUCUAAAGAGAGUCAGGAGUCCAACUGGUUCUCAGCCCCAUCGGCUCUCCGGGUCUACGGCCAGUACCUGAACCUGGAUAAGGACCACAACGGCAUGCUGAGCAAAGAGGAGCUUUCACGUUAUGGCACGGCCACUCUCACCUCAGUGUUUUUGGACAGAGUGUUUCAGGAGUGCCUCACAUAUGAGGGAGAAAUGGACUAUAAGACCUAUUUAGACUUUGUUCUGGCCCUGGAGAACAGGAAGGAGCCAGCAGCUUUACAGUACAUCUUUAAACUUUUGGACAUGGAGAAUCAAGGACACCUCAACGUCUUCUCCCUCAACUACUUCUUCAGGGCCAUCCAGGAGCAGAUUAAGCUGCACGGGCAGGAGCCGGUCUCCUUCCAGGAUGUAAAGGAUGAGAUCUUUGACAUGGUGAAACCUAAAGACCCCUACAAGAUCACGCUCCAGGAUCUGGUGAACAGCUGUCAGGGCGACACAGUGGUCAGCAUCCUGAUUGACCUCAAUGGCUUCUGGACUUACGAGAACAGAGAAGUCCUGGUGGCAAAUGACAAUGAUGGCGGCAGCAGCAGCAGGGGCAGCAUGGCUGACUUUGAUGAUACUUGAAGAGGAUUUGGGGUUGAAACAAAGAGAUUGACAGUGACUCUUUUUACUUGCAAACCUGUGAAGGCCUCGAGGACUUGGAAGAAGAAAAGUGAGGAGCUUGU
Molecule: messenger RNA, 1613 nt
Organism: Archocentrus centrarchus (flier cichlid)
Lineage: Eukaryota; Metazoa; Chordata; Actinopteri; Cichliformes; Cichlidae
Gene: ppp2r3c
Product: protein phosphatase 2, regulatory subunit B'', gamma
Exons: 13
Coding region: 124-1512 (462 amino acids)
Biological process (GO): microtubule cytoskeleton organization; cortical cytoskeleton organization; T cell homeostasis
Cellular component (GO): spindle; centrosome
Source: RefSeq, a predicted model, not a curated record